AUGUUAAGAAGAAAAUCUCAUCAUCUCAGUUCGAUCGUUAUUCCUAACGAAUUAAAGCAGUAUCAAAAUGUUAUUGACUUACUUUGGAAUGAUAAGUUAAGAUAUAAAGAUGUCGACAAAAUUGUUAAUCAACUAGCUCAAUUUUAUACAAAUGGCACAAUAACUCUUGACUUCAUCAAUAAUAUGAUUCAUAUUUUAAUAUAUUUUCAUACAAAGAAUGAACACUUGGCAUAUGUAAUCGCAUCGAAAUUUUACCAGAAAACAUCAACAAAUUUUGAUUUUUUCAGAUAUCUUAAACCAGAAUCAUAUGGUUCUAUUGAUGAUAUUUUAAUCGACGAUAAUCUUGAAAAAUUGAAAAACUCUGAGAUACACUCUAAUCUUACAAACCGAGCAGCAUAUUUUGGGGCAGUUAAAUGCUUCAAGCAUUUUGCGAAUGUUUUCCAGACUACCUUUGACAAAGAAACAAUGAAAUUAGCAAUAAAAGGCGGAAACAGUGAAAUCAUAAAGAUGGUUUCAGACAAAGUAGAAAUCGCCACAAAGAAAAAUUUAAAAAUUGCGAUUGUUUGCCAUCGAAACAAUAUUGUUGAAGGAAAAUUAGAAAGAAAUUUUGAUUUAUUUCGAGAUAUUUUAACAAUGACACAUCUUUAUAACAUGAAUUAUCAAGUUUUUCUCUUUGCAAUAUAUAAUAGGAUAUAUAACGAUGCUGGUUGGUGCUUUCAUUAUGAUAUUACCUUAGUUAAUGUAUAUCCAAUUCCAUUCUUUCAAUACAUAAUUUCAAUUGGAUAUCGUGUUGAUUUCUGCUUUUGGCAUUUCGAGGAAUCAUUUAACCUUCUUUUUGAAGCUCUGAAGAAUAAGAAAUUCGAAUUAGCUAGAUUUCUUGUUGAAAAUGGCGCCAAUGUGAAUACUGCACUAUUUUUAAGUAAUGGAUCAACACCGGGUGAAACAUGUACUCCUCUCAAAUAUGCCAUCGAAUAUAAUGAUAUCGCCUUAGCAAAAUUUUUCUUAGACCAUGGCGCUGAUAAGAAUCAAGAUAUAUUUUUCAUGAUGGACUGUCAAACCAUCAUAAAGAGAGCUGUUGAUUAUGCAGUAAGUGAUGAAAUGAAAUCAUUUAUAAAUGAUUAUGAACCCAUAAGGAGUCACUCCAUAUAUUGCAUUAUAUUGUAA
This is a messenger RNA of Trichomonas vaginalis G3, 1164 nucleotides long. Its product is annotated as ankyrin repeat and SOCS box-containing protein 4 family. Gene Ontology annotation, molecular function: protein binding. The record is from RefSeq and is a predicted model, not a curated record. The coding region runs from base 1 to 1164 and encodes 387 amino acids. The transcript has a single exon. Lineage: Eukaryota; Parabasalia; Trichomonadida; Trichomonadidae.